CCAAAAUUUAAGCGCCUCGACCGCCUUUGGGAUGCAUCAGAAGAGAAAUUUACGAUAAUGGAACCCGCAGCAGAGUGUGGAAAUCAUGAUGCUACCCAAACUGAAGAUUGCAUCUUCGUGAUUCGUCGAGAUUUCAAUUGCGACAAAACCCACAUUAAAACCACCGUAGAGAUCAAGGACAGCUUGCUCAAGGAAUGCAUCCAAAACGUCACGGGAAAUAUCUUUGGCGUCAAUUUUACCGAGGGUAAUCCUAUAUUUGAUCCAAAGAGUUUAUUUCUCUAUUUGGAUGAUUUCAUAAGUCAUCACGACUCAUUGGCGCAAGUCAGGCCCUACAACAAAAAUGAGCAGUGGCUAGAGAACCAGUGGAAUAUGAUUUCCGCCAAGAGAAGACUGAAAAUUCUCAUUGAAUACCUGGAAGAAGAGUUCGCAGAAGGCAAGAAGAAUCUCGAUUUGAUGCUAGGCAAAGGAGUCAUAACCUUUGACUUACUAUGGGCACUCUGGAAGCCCCAUACGCUGAUAUACUCGCCUACUUAUCGGUGCCAUGAUGUUCCUAGGGUGUCCAUGGUGAUUUGUGCAGAGAAGCUCAAGGGCAGACUUUCAACAAACCCAGAGUAUUCUGUGGAGGCCAGAUUUGUCGACUUUAACGGCAAAACGCUUGUCUAUAAGACAUUGAAGCAAGAAAUACAGCAUUUCAAUGGUACAGUCAACAUCACCAGCCUUCCGGUAUACCCACUUCAAUACCACAAGGACGAAGCCCGAAUUCGCCGUGUGCUAAUCGAACGCGGUGCCAAAUUUGUAUCGCUCCAAGGAAUACACCACAAAUCAUAUACGGGCAUCGCGUUCCCGCUAGUUGAAAGCAAGAAUCAAACAGUGACAAAACUACACGAGGAACAGAGCAGGAUAAUGGUAGAUCCCGUAGGCUUUCGAAAAGUAUAUCCUGAUUUUUAUGGCACAACGGACUUGCCGAUUCAGUAUACGAAUGACGAUGAAACCUUCAACAACGGUGUACAACCCCAGUGUCUCAUGGACAUGCUAUCUACUCAAAAGGCUGAAGAUGAUCAGCAAAAUCUGAGAAGCGAUGUGAAAAUCAGGGAGGGCUCACCACGCAGCUCAAAUACAUGGUCAAAGAGAGAGUAUAUGGAAAAGACAAAACUGGAGAUGGCAAAGGACAACCUUUUACUCUUAUGUUCCCCAGUUAUAGUGGGAUAUUCUCUUGCGAGCUUGGAAUGGCUGGAGUUUGAUGUGCGUUGUAUCGACGAUGUCAAAUGGGAUGAAGAAGCAUGGGAUUCUCUUGUGCUUGAUGAGAAGAUGAAGGUGCUGAUAAAGGCGUCCGUGGCGUCCCACAUUUCUAAUUCAGCAUUUGACGUCAAUAUUGGUGCCAUGGCGAAGAGUAGAGGGUUGACCAUCGUGUUGCAUGGCCCUCCAGGGACCGGAAAGACACUUACGGUGGCAGGGCUUAGCGAUCAUCUAAGGUGUCCGUUGUUGACGCUGCCAGCCAAAGAGCUGAUAGGAUGCUGUGCCAUUUCGGUCGAUUUCAUAUUAAAAAAGGUCUUGACAACCUGCCAGAGGUGGAAUGCCAUUGUAGUAUUUGACGACGCCCAAAUACUUUUAGAAAAAUACGACUGCCUCGGCAUCGAGCGGGAUUCUUUGAUGACCACUCUUUCACGGCGUCUGGAGUCUUUUCAAGGCAUCAUCUUCUUGACAUGCGAUACCAUUCGGGUAUUUGACGAGGCAUUUCAAUCGCGCAUCGACCUUUUCCAAAAGUACGAUAAACCAGACAGAAAAAGUAAAAGUAUUAUCCUCAAGCGAGCCAUCAGCCGAGUUACGGCGCUGAAUCUUUGCGAAAUAGAGACAUUCAGCGAUGAAGAGUACGGUAAGCUCGUAGAGAGCGAUCUCAGCGGCCGUGAGGUAGAGAAGGCAGUUGAGCUGGCCCUGAGUUUGGCAGAAGCGAGAAAGGAGCCGCUCGGGGUGCGGCAUUUGCAGGAUAUCAUGGAUAUACAAGAAAAGUUUAGGUGCGGUUUUGGAAAGAAGGAUUAUGGGAAUUACUUUUCCUGAUCUUUGAUCUUUGAUCCUUCCAGGGUAGAUGUGCGAGAAAGG
Trichoderma asperellum CBS 433.97 is the source of this 2097-nucleotide messenger RNA. RefSeq lists its product as uncharacterized. NCBI's taxonomy places the organism in Eukaryota, Fungi, Ascomycota, Sordariomycetes, Hypocreales, Hypocreaceae. Gene Ontology annotation, molecular function: ATP binding; ATP hydrolysis activity. The record is from RefSeq and is a predicted model, not a curated record.